CUCUCCCAUCCCAUACACGCAGAGUUCAUAGAACAAGCUAGUUAUUUUAUCCGAUCUAAAGCUACUUUACUCCCUGAAUCGCGUCCCAGUUUGUUCCGAAGGCAACCUUGAACUUCACUACUAGAGAUCUACCGAACCCCUUCAAUAACAACGCCAUUUGUCUAAAUUUGAGUCAAAUGGCAGCAUCGCGCUGGGACAGACUCGCCCUUCGAGUCGCAGGAACCGAAGCAGCUUCGAUCCCUGUCUUCCUCUACGGAACCGCCUGGAAGAAAGACCGGACCGCUGACCUGGUCUACCAGGCGCUUUGCAACGGGUUUACGGCCAUCGAUACCGCUGGCCAGCCCAAACACUAUCGAGAAGACCUUGUAGGGGAAGGAAUAAGACGGGCUAUUUCCGAAGGCAAAGUGAAGCGGGAGAAUAUCUUUAUUCAAACAAAGUACACCUCCAUUGGCGGUCAGGAUCCGGAUAAUAUGCCUUACAAUCCUGCAUCUUCGAUUACAGAGCAAGUCCACGCCUCAAUAAAAUCAUCUCUCAGAAACCUCCGGCCCUUAGACGACCCAAGCUCCAAGGACAAAACGUAUCUUGACGCUCUUGUCUUACAUUCCCCGCUUCCCACCAUGGAGCAGACCCUAGAGGCCUGGGCCGCAUGCGAAGAGUACGUUCCCGACAAGAUCAGGCACCUGGGCAUUUCCAAUUGUACACUUCCCGUCCUCUCCGCUCUCCAUCGGACGGCCAGAGUGAAACCCGCAGUUGUACAAAAUCGGUUCUAUCGUGACACACACUUUGAUGGUCCGGUGCGUCAAUAUUGCAGAGAGAACUCAAUCAUAUACCAGUCCUUCUGGACGUUGACGGCCAAUCCGGAUCUAGUCUACUCUGAGCCUGUGGGGGUGUUAGCACAGCAAGUAGGGAUCAGUCCACAAGCCGCCCUGUAUUGUUUUGUGUUGGGACUUGGGAAUACUGUGAUUUUGAACGGGACGAAGAAUGAGGGGAGAAUGGUUGCUGAUCUUCAAGCUCCAAAAAAGGUCGAACGGUUCUCAACGGAGCAACCGGAAGUAUGGGAAAAGCUGCAGAAGGGAUUCGGUGCUCUUAUCGGAGAAUCGGGUGGCUAACUAGUUGUCCAGCUCACCGGUGGCAGCGCCACAGGCUCGA
Coccidioides posadasii C735 delta SOWgp is the source of this 1149-nucleotide messenger RNA. RefSeq lists its product as uncharacterized. The record is from RefSeq and is a predicted model, not a curated record. Gene Ontology annotation, molecular function: aldose reductase (NADPH) activity. Gene Ontology annotation, cellular component: cytosol. NCBI's taxonomy places the organism in Eukaryota, Fungi, Ascomycota, Eurotiomycetes, Onygenales, Onygenaceae.